CUCAGGCACAAGCCCUGCGCCUGGAGAUGCGCAGUAAAACGGUUAUAUCGGAUGGUGCGUGUUAUUGUUAUUUCAGAGACAUGGAAAACAAAUUUUAAAAACAUUUAAAGGAAAUGAAUUCGGUUCCAUUCGCCUUAAUUUUACUUUUUAUAGGAAGUACACUAUUUACUUUAGCCGAAUGUACAAUAGGUGGUACCGUUAAUUGUUACCAAUGUAAUGUGUUCAAUCAAGGGGCCCGGGAAUUUUGUGCUAAUGCUGAGAGAAAAAUGUAUAACUGUACAGGUUGUAUGAAAACUAAGACCCGGGUAUAUAUGCACGAUCAAUGGCUCCGGUACAAGUAUGUGACGGUCAUCUCUAAAUAUUGUAUUCAGUACAUGAACUAUAAACUGGAGGAGGGGUGUUAUACCAAGUCGGCGGAUCAAGGUUAUAUCAGGCGCUGUUAUUGCUAUAGCCAUUGGUGUAACUCUGCCAACAAGAAUUCCAACCGAACACUCGUCACCGUGGGGCUCCAAGUGUUAUUCACAUUCUUUGUUUUUAACUGGAUAAGAGGAUCUUGAUUUCAUUGGAGAACUUCGUUAUUCUGGGAAAAUGUGCCUUAAUUAUAUUUACACCCUUGUAUGCAAAAAUAUAUGGCAGCUGAAAAUUAUCGUAACUAAAGGGUUUUGUGUGUGCAUAUCAGUGAUACAGUGAGCGAUGAUUGAACAAUACCAAAUGAUGGAAUAUUUUUCUAUAUGCAUAUACAUGUAUUAUGUAACAGUGUGAUGUGGAGUGCUUCCUUGAUUCAUUGAUAGCUUAAAUUCAAAGUUGCGCGUGAAAAUGAAUAAGUAGCUCGAUAUAUACGUCAUUAUACAUUUAUACACACAUUGAGUACUUAGUCAACUGACAGAUGGCGAUGUGAAGGAUAUAUCCUAUAUACCCAUCUAAAAAACAAACAAACAAACGUAACAUACUAGCGUCGUUUAAAAAAAAAAGGGGGGGGGGGGGGGGGACAAGGAAUACCCGAAAAGAUUGACAAGUAAAAACUCCAUAUAGCAAAAACAUUAUUUUUCUCAGAAAUAUUCUUGACAUGUGAAUGCCUAUUUUACCGUGACGUUUUCUUAUUGCAAGAAUGCGUUGGUUGGGUAUGUACUCUCACUCUGCAUAUAGUAUAUACUUGUACAUAUAAAAUCUAUGCGAUGUAGAUCUGCAUAAAAAUGACAUGUCAGAUGUUUUCUCUGCUAUUUAAUCUUGAGCAUUUUUGUAAAAUUAAUUGUAAAAUAUAAAUCUUAUAUUUCAGAAAUUAUUUGUAAUUCAGUAAUAUUCCCAAACAAAUAAAACAACUAGAAAUGA
Messenger RNA from Saccostrea cuccullata (small rock oyster), 1329 nucleotides. RefSeq lists its product as uncharacterized. The transcript has 3 exons. The record is from RefSeq and is a predicted model, not a curated record. Bases 114 to 557 code for a protein of 147 amino acids. Lineage: Eukaryota; Metazoa; Mollusca; Bivalvia; Ostreida; Ostreidae.